GAGAGAUGGGGGGAGAAAGAGAGAGAGAGAGGGAGAGUCUGCUAGGAUAAGGCUGGACAGUCGAGGUGAGUUCAGAGUGAGACAGAAAGAGAGAGUCCAGAGAUGUUAAAACUUUCAACGUUUUCAGGCAGAAAACAACAAAUCACUGUGUGUGUGUGUGUGUGUGUGUGUGUGUGUGUGUGUGUGUGUGUGUGUGUGUGUGUGUUUAGUCCUACAAACGGGUGUAUUUAUUCAGGAAGUGUGAACACAUUUCACUCUCCCUCUUCAUUUACAACAGCGUUCAUUUUUGUAAAUCCAUCACCGUGGUGACAUUAUGCAAAUCUCGCCGAUCCAUUAAGCAAUUAAAGCGUCUGAUGUUACGCCUCCACCUCCGAGGAAAGGAGAGGGGAAAUUAAACAGGACAGAUGCAUCAAAACACACACACACACACACACACACACACACACACACACACACACACACACACACUAUAUGAUGCUGAAGCCUGCUCUAAUUUUUUUUUUUAAGGUGUGAGAAAGUGCAGUUUUUUAAAAGCUCUCCUCAAUUCGGGGUUGAAUAUCUGUGGGGGCGCCAGAUACGAACCGGAAACUUCCACAGAAAUAAUACGGCUUCGUAUCUGGUCCUCCGGCAGAGAUAUUCAACCUGCAAGUGAGGGGAGUUUUAAAAAAUUGCACUUUCUCUCACCCCAUAAAAAUGAAAUCAAAUGAAAGAAGUCUCAAACCUGAAAUGUUCUGUACAGACGGUACUGUACUUACCCAGGUACCCCCGAAACAAUGAAGACUGAGACUCGAACCCUUCCCGUUACAAAUCGACCCUAAAAGUGGAACUGAGAGCAAUCUUGAGCAUUACAUCUGGACUUAUGUUCUAAGUCUAAGGAACAAGAAUGUAUAAAUAAUGUAGUGAUGUACAUGUACCUUGUAAUGUGCUCUAGAGAUCAGUUUUUGCUGCAAGGCGCUAGGACCUUCCUGAGACCAGAUACUGAGGUUUCCACAAAAAAAAAACAUUCCAAAAUUUGUUGUGUGCCAGACACAAAGAUGGCGGUCGUAGUUAAAGCAAGUAAACUCGCACCGAGGAACCAGCACUGGACCACUCGAGAUGAUGAUCUCCUGGACCUUUCACUCACGCUAGACUACGCUAGCUCUGAUAACCACUCUGUACACGCGUGGUGAGCUGAAAAGCAUCUCAGAGCACAGCGCGGUGAACGGCUGAAGGGGACGGGCCACGACGGAUCGAUCGGUGUCUCGUUAACCUGCAGCAGAGGAAUUCGCUUUGAAAGAAAGAGAUGAAAUGAUCAAAUAUCACGUCACGUACGAAAUAUCGUCACUUCGCUCCUCGGACGAUGAUGUGAUGGGACUCAUGGAGCUCCAGUGAACAACUAGACUGAGAGGGAGAAAAGGACAGGAAUCAUGGGAAGGAGUAGGGGCGGGGAAAGAUGGAGAGACUGACACUGAAAGAGGAGACAAACAAAGACAGAACGAGGAAACAAGAAAAUGUGAGGAGAGUGAUGGAGGAUUUCCUGUUUACUGGAUGUAUUGUUCUCUCAUUCUGUCUCUCUCUCUUUCUUCUGGUAUCUCUCUCACACACACACACACAUGCACACACAUGCACACACACACACACAGGCUGAGAGGAACAGGUUGCGGUGUGUGUGAAGUCGAUUUGCAUCAGGAAAUGAUGCUGCUGCAGAUGCUUGUAUAUACAGUGGCUGAAACAGAAUACUCAUCAUAAUGGGGAAGCAGAACAGCAAACUCCGUCCCGAGGUGAUCCAGGACCUGCUGGAGAGCACCGAUUUCACUGAGGAAGAGAUUCAGGAGUGGUAUAAGGGCUUCCUCCGGGACUGUCCCAGCGGCGCGCUCACCAUGGAAGAGUUCAAGAAGAUCUACGGCAACUUCUUCCCAUACGGCGACGCGUCCAAGUUCGCCGAGCACGUCUUCCGAACCUUCGACGCCAACGGGGACGGAACGAUAGACUUCCGAGAGUUCAUCAUCGCUCUGAGCAUCACGUCACGUGGCCAGCUCGACCAGAAACUCAAGUGGGCUUUCAGCAUGUACGACCUGGAUGGCAACGGCUACAUCAGCAAGGCGGAGAUGCUGGAGAUCGUACAGGCCAUCUAUAAGAUGGUGUCGUCGGUGAUGAAGAUGCCGGAGGACGAAUCCACGCCCGAGAAGCGAACAGAUAAAAUCUUCCGCCAGAUGGACACAAACCGUGAUGGUAAACUGUCCCUGGAGGAAUUCGUGGAAGGAGCAAAGAACGACCCGUCCAUCGUGCGGCUCCUGCAGUGUGACCCGAGCAGCGCCGGGCAGUAAAAUGGGCAGAGCGACGCCACCUGCUGCACGGAACCCAACACUGCAGCGCUCUCCUUUUAAAACACACAGACCAGUGUGAGCGGGAAAUCAUUACAACGAGCAGGAGCGGUCUGCUUAGAGAAUCACACACACACACACACACACACACACACACACACACACACAUAUGGACUCAGUGACUUGAGUAAAUCCGUGUUCGGUGCAUACGCACUGAGACAGGAAACGGCGCCUUCACACAGGAAGUGCUGGUGCGAAAUGUACAUUUUGUGUAAUAUACAGUAGAAUCAUGGUACGGUCCGAAAUGAUGAGGUCUGGGAAGUGUUGGAAAGAACCGGAGGGAGAAAAUUGUAACUAGUUAGUAAAGUAGCUAAUUUAGCUGCGUCAUUUUGUAACUAUGAGUUCGAACGUUGCUCUGGGUUUUUGUUUCAUUUUGUCUUUUCGGUAAAACUUUAUCCCAUGACCCAGUGGCCUAACGUUCGAAUGGCCGCCAGGUUUGGUCCCCUGCAGACGGAGGCGUCGAGGUCACUUCAGAAUGCACCGUCAAAUGUUACGACGUCAGAUAUGAAGGGAAAUGUAUUAUAACGUGCUACCGCUCGCCUGCUCAGUGACCGCAAAGCGGAAUCGCCGUGGCGAGGUCAGAUUUUUAAAAAAAAUCCGUUUCUGAAUAACACUCUACGUGUGUCGUUGUCGUCGUUAUGGUAAUAUAGAGGAUACUGUAUCAUGAUCACCUUGAGCAAAGAGUUAUUGCGUGAGCAUCGUUAGCUAAGCUAGCUAGUUCAGUAACAUUAGCCAGCUUACACGAUAUUAACCUUACCGCUUUAGCAGUAUUUAUCCGAUGUUAUUAAGUGCGAUGAAGCUAUAACGCGUUACUCCGAAGUUGAUUAGUUUCCUAUAACAACACCCCCCCGAGUGCUCAGUGUUUUAUUCCUCUUACACCACAGCAAUUUGCCCACAGUUGCGAUUUAUUUUUUAUUUAUUAAAAAAGACAGAACAGCAUGCCGAUGAUACACUCGUGUAUCUGUUUAUAGUUACCGACUUUACCUCGCCGACACUGGAGACUCCUUCCGUAAAAUGUUAAAUAACUAAAUCGAAUAAAUCUCCGUAGGGAAAAACGUCGCCGCGAGCUGUUACUAUAGAAACGAUAACGUAUCGAGCAGCGCUGCGGUGUAACGCCGUCGUGUGGCGUCCGCGUACGAUGUUUCCGAUUUAUAUUAAAACAACGCGUUGAAAUAAAGAGCUUCGGUGUCGAGGUCAGACGUCAUGGCUCCGCCCUUCCUGACACGUGAAUCUGAGAGCGACUUUCUCAAGACCUUUUUUUAAAAACUUUUAUUAUAUUUAACGUCCAUCGCUUAGCAGGAAUCGCUUUCGAUCCGAAUAGGAGCGAAGCAGGUGAGGUGACCGCCGACGCUUCAGCGUUGUGAUCGACGUUACCCGUGUCUUGUUUUGAAGUGAGGUCAGCCUAUUCGAUAUACAGCAGCAUGUGAACGAGUCCAAUCGCAUUUCUGAUGCGCGCCGCGAUAAAAUCGGAUUUGGGACGUAGUAUAUUAUCAACCUUUUUUUUCGGAUCAGACCUCGUUUAUCGUGCGUAAAGUGAGACUCCGUCCGGUUCGCGUUCGCUCGGAAUAUCGGAUAAUGUUUUUGCACUGUACCCGAACACACGGCUAACAACAAGACGCCGACAGUCUGUACAGAGAUUUAUUAUAAAUACGAAUAAAUAAAAUAGAAAACCCGUUUAAAUAUGUUUCCUCACCGGAUUUACACUGGAUUAGCAGUAGACAUUUGCUGAUCUGAAGUUUUCUUAACUGUUUUCUUAAUUUUCAAGCUGACUAGCAUAGCUAACCUCGUAACAUUAGCUAGCUACAUUUACAACAUGUACAUUGUGAUGUAUCCUGUAACUGACCACCAGCACACGCCUGCUUAGCAUCAAACCGAGCUAAAUCAGCAGAGUUCUCCGUAUCUAAUUGACGACUCCCGCAGUGAACGUACACAUUAAAGUACUAAGAGGAGAAAAAACAUCUAUUUAUAUAAAAACAUAGGCAAUAUUUAUUCUUUUUCCUCUUACCGAUGGCGAUUCUGUCACGCUACGGGAUUUGUUCAAUUGACCAUUUUAUGUUUAUUUGAUGUGAAUUAUGUAUGGAAUGUUGUUUAAUGUCCGCUGUAAUGUGAGGCUCGGUUCGUUCAAUGUGAAGAAAAACUAAAAAGUUAUGCACAAUGGUAUUUUAUAAAUGUUCCAAAUGAAUUAUAAAUCCAAUUUUACUGGU
This is a messenger RNA of Ictalurus punctatus (channel catfish), 4567 nucleotides long. It is a transcript of the gene ncaldb, whose product is annotated as neurocalcin delta b. Gene Ontology annotation, biological process: calcium-mediated signaling. NCBI's taxonomy places the organism in Eukaryota, Metazoa, Chordata, Actinopteri, Siluriformes, Ictaluridae. Gene Ontology annotation, molecular function: calcium ion binding; actin binding; tubulin binding. The record is from RefSeq and is a predicted model, not a curated record. Gene Ontology annotation, cellular component: cytosol. Bases 1728 to 2306 code for a protein of 192 amino acids. The transcript has 4 exons.